GUAAUGCACAGGCAGGUAAAUAACACGCUGGCACUAUAAAUAUGCUCGUAAAUCUGCACUCAUUAAGUCAGUUGGAAACUUUUAAAAUCAUACCUAUCGUUCAACAAGUCAGUAUCUAAGAUUAUAACAUUACAAAGCAUGAUUUCCUCUAAAUUUGCGUUGAUCUUCAUCCUCCUUAACGUUUUGACCCUGUUUGGCUUAACCGGAGUGACCGAGGCUGUCUUGCUUUCGGGAUGGAUCUUUCCCAACCCGGCCGAAGUCGUGCUAAUCGGAAUGUUCUUUCUCGGCGUUAUUGGAGUUCAAAUUGCUGCCCAUACAGGAAUUUUAAUGCCUCCGCACAACCCAUUCUUUGGGAAACGUAGCAUUUCAUCGCCACCAAAAUGGUUUGAAAGAGGACCACAACCGAGUAGAAUGAUUACGAUCCAAGAGUUCAGAACGAUUGAGAGAGGGCUAAAGAGCCUGAGACGAAUCGAUCGGAACGACUGCUUUAUAAAAUUAGUUUGUGAAAUGAACCAAGAUCUCGUCACAGGGAAGGAGACGAGUAACUCUAGAACAGCCCAACUUCUCAAAGUUUUUAGGUUACGGGAAUUUAUGCGUCCUCAGCCCGCACAUAAAUCAGAAACCAUUUGGGACAUUUACGAACAAGCUACAAAACCAGAACUGAUGAACUGCUCCAAAAAGUACAAGUCUUGCCCAUUGUCGCAUAAACAAUUACAAUAUGAAGCAAAAGUGGGGGAAUCUUUUUAGUUAUACAAAACGAGAUUUAAUUUCUAUUCAUAUUAUAAAAGAACAAUCUUAUAAUCAUUGUUAGUACGAGCUAAUGAAGACAGUAAAAUGAAUAAUACAUGAAACUUGAGAUUA
Molecule: messenger RNA, 861 nt
Organism: Folsomia candida
Lineage: Eukaryota; Metazoa; Arthropoda; Collembola; Entomobryomorpha; Isotomidae
Exons: 4
Coding region: 139-747 (202 amino acids)
Source: RefSeq, a predicted model, not a curated record